AAAUGUGCUAUAUAAAUACAAUUUGCCUUUAGAUAUAGUGGUGCACUACUGCACUCUGUAAAUGCCUCCAGAGCAGCCAGUUCAGGCACAUUAUCAUCUCUGUAUGUGAGAGAGCAUAAACACUAUCAAGAAUUUACCACAGACUGUGAACUACAAUCCCGAUCAACAGGUUUGUUCUGGUUUUAAAGCACAUAAGGUGUGUUCUGUCCUAACUUAAGUAAAAAUGACAGUGAAAAUAUCAGACUGAGAGACUGUAAAAUUGCAGCUGAAGUUUGGAUUCCUGAGGACGACCUUCAUUGCUGUGUGUGUUGUAAUUUUUAAAGAGCACAGCUUCUGUAGAGAACAUCUGAAGCAGUACUAGCUCUUGAGAGUGUUCCAUCUGCAGGAGAAAGGCGUCUGUGGAUUCUCCUCCGGUAAACCUGGCUUUAGGAAGCACUGUGGAGUUCUACUUCAAGCAGAAGACUGAGACUCAAAUUACAGACAUGAGUGACACUCACUGCAGUCUCCAUGGCGAGAAACUUCUACUAUUCUGCGAACAUGACAAAGAGCCUCUCUGUCUUGUCUGUCAGACUUCAAAAAAACACAGAAACCACCCGGUCUGUCCAGUGGAAGAGGCUGCACUGGAUCUGAAGGAGGAACUCAACCCUGCACUUAAUCUUAUUAAAGACAAACUGAAGAGGUUUACUGAGGUUGAAAAAAAAUGUAAGAAAACAGCUGAACACAUCAAGAGUCAGGCCCAGCACACAGAGAGGCAGAUAAGGGCAGAGUUUGAGAAGCUCCAUCAGUUCCUGCGAGAGGAAGAGGAGGCCAGACUAGCUGCUCUGAGGGAGGAAGAGGAGCAGAAGAGUCAGAUAAUGAAGGAGAAGAUAGAAAACAUCACAGGACACAUCUCCACUCUUACAGAGAAAAUCACAGCUAUAGAGAAGGCUAUGAACACUGAAGACACCUCCUUUUUACAGAGCUACAAGAACAUCAAGGAAAGAGCCCAGUGCACACUGCAGGAUCCAGAGCUGCUCUCAGGGACACUGAUAGAUGUGGCCAAACACCUGGGCAACCUGAAGUUCAGAGUCUGGGAGAAGAUGCUGGAGAUGGUGCAGUACACUCCUGUGGUGCUGGACCCCAAUACUGUACAUAUCAAAGUCUCUCUCUCUGAUGAUCUGACCACUGUGAGACACACAGGUACAGAGCAGAAAUAUCCUGACAACCCAGAGAGGUUCAACUCCUGUGUGAGUGUGCUGGGAUCUGAGGGGUUUACCUCAGGGAAACACAGCUGGGAGGUGAAGGUUGGGAAUAAAUAUAAGUGGGAUAUAGGAGUGGUGAAAGAGUCCAUCAGUAGGAAGGGUGAUAUAACAUACAGCCCAGAGAGAGGAUUCUGGGUCUUGAUGCUGAGGGAUGGUGAUGAGUACAGAGCAUCUGGAGUUACUGUCCUCACACUGAAGAGGAAACCCCAGAGCAUCAGAGUGCAGCUGGACUAUGACAGGGGGGAGGUGUCCUUCUUUGACUCCAGUGACAUGUCAGUCAUUUACACUUUUACAGACACAUUUACUGAGAGAGUGUUCCCAUUCUUCUCUCCCUGUUUGAGAAAAGAUAAGAAUGAAGGACCCCUCCAAAUAUGCCCACUGAAAAUUUCUGUGAAAGUGACGUUAAACCAGUGAAGGUAUUUGUUUUAAAAAAAGAACAAAGUAGAGAUGUUGUACUUGGAAAGAACUUUUGUUGUUUCUAAUGUGCCUCAGCAUGCCUGGUUGCUGAUUUGGGUACUCUGGGGUAGACUUGCUGGAGAUGUGAAUUGAUGAAGGUGAGGUGGUUGAUGGCCUACCAAACCCAAGUGGGAGGCAGACAUACACUCAAAUAAAAGUGAUAAUUUGGUUAAUGUUUAGCCUCAGUAUGCAUGAAUACUGAUUUGGGACACACCAGAGGAAGUGCAAAGGGGGAUGUUUUAGUAGUCUGUCAGAAGAGAGCGGACAUGCAUACAGAUGUAGCAGUUACUGCUUGAUUUCCUGCAACUUCAUUGCUAGAUUUUGUUCUGGAAAAGGGGUACAAAUCUGGUGCUUGAACAAUACUGUAUUGUGACAUUGCUUUUACCUCAUAUCUUUCAUGCUGUACAGGAGACAAUUUUUGUUUAUUAAUAUAAAUUGAUAUUGAUCUAAACUUUUGAACUAAGAAUUUUACUUUGCAAAGGACCAAAUUCCAUCAUACCUAAAGAAUACUAUAGAAGAAAUCCACUUGUAAAAUGAAAUUUAAGAACAAAUAAAAAAAAAAAAUGCAGAUGCACUCUCCUGGCUAAAUCAAAUUCUUUUAUAUCUGAUUGAUUUCAUUCCUGGGUGGAUAAGGCAGUGUACAAGCGUGAAAUGUAUGCUUAUCGUGAGCUCUAGUCUGAUUGAUUGCAUCAGUCUCCUGUACACUUUUCAGAUUUUACUUUACAGAUGCAGUGAAGAAUAAAUUCACCCUGUCAGCUCCAUGCUGUAGGAUUUA
Messenger RNA from Anguilla rostrata (American eel), 2472 nucleotides. Its product is annotated as zinc-binding protein A33-like. Gene Ontology annotation, biological process: protein ubiquitination. NCBI's taxonomy places the organism in Eukaryota, Metazoa, Chordata, Actinopteri, Anguilliformes, Anguillidae. Gene Ontology annotation, molecular function: protein binding; zinc ion binding; ubiquitin protein ligase activity. The record is from RefSeq and is a predicted model, not a curated record. Gene Ontology annotation, cellular component: cytoplasm. The transcript is spliced from 6 exons. The coding region runs from base 483 to 1655 and encodes 390 amino acids.